AUGGCAGGCAAAAAGCGAACUGAAAUCCAGCUCCAGGCGAUCAUCAACAGUCAGAGCCAAUGGGAUGACAUGCUGCAGAACAAAGGUUUAACAGUGAUUGACGUUUACCAAGCCUGGUGUGGCCCUUGCAAAGCUAUGCAGCCUUUAUUCAGGAAACUGAAAAAUGAGCUGAACGAAGAUGAAAUCCUGCAUUUUGUCGUGGCAGAAGCGGACAGCAUUGUGACUCUGCAGUCAUUCAGAGAUAAAUGUGAGCCUCUCUUUCUCUUUAGUCUGAAUGGCAAAAUCGUUGCAAAAGUACAGGGUGCAAAUGCACCACUCGUUAAUAGAAAAGUCAUUAGCUUGAUCAACGAAGAGAGGAAAAUAUUGGAUGGUGAAAUGGUUCGCCCUCAGUACAAUGAAAUUCCACUGUCAGACACAUUAGAAGAGGAUAGUGAGGGAUUAAACUAUGACAGUAUUGGGGAAAAGUAUAAUAUUGCUGUGAUCAAACCUGAUGCUGUGAAUAGCAGAAAAGGUCUACAAAUUAAGACAAAAAUUGCCAAUGCAGGAUAUGACAUAGAAGCAGAGGAGAAAAAGAUAUUCACUGAAGAAGAAGUAAAGACUUUCUUUGGUCAAAUGGCAGAGGAGCCUGACUUUGAAGAGUUUUUGUCCCUUAUGACCACUGGCCUCAGCUAUAUGCUAGUUAUUUCUAUGGGAACAGAAGAUCAGGAUUCCUUUGGGGAGAUUUCAUCUCAAACUAUGAUGGAGGCUAAAGAAUCAUCUGAUUCUCAGAAUGAGAGUGAAUCUCAGCCCACAUCUAGAAUGAUAAAGAAGAAACGAGACAGUCUGCAAGAAUAUCUGGAACGACAGCGUAUAUCUCAGUUUUGUGAGGUUGAGGAUACUCCAAGUAAUGUCACUAAGUUCUUGGACACCUUCUUCCCCAAUUUUAAAGCAAUGCAAAACAUCAAGUUACAAAGAACAUUGGCAUUACUGCGGCCUGAUCUUCUCCAAUAUAGAAAAGAUGAUGUGUUGAGUAUAAUUAAGAAGGAAGGAUUUAAAAUAUUGAUGCAAAGACAACUAGUCUUAUCAGAAGAAGAAGCAAAAACACUGUGCAAAGAAUAUGAAAGUGAAGACUACUAUGAAAAACUUAUACCAUAUAUGACCAGUGGUCCUUCUCUUGCCCUUGUUUUAUUGAGAGAAAAUGGAUUGGAAUACUGGAAACAGCUACUGGGACCAAAAUCUCUUGAUACAGUCAGUGAAUAUGUGCUAGAGAGUUUGUGUGCACAGUUUGCAACAGAAGAAUUGCCCAUCAAUCAGUUAUAUGGAAGCAAUUCCAUCGAGACUGCUGAAGAAGAAAUAGAGCAUUUCUUUCCUCUCACGAGCACACUAGCAGUCAUUAAGCCUCACGUAUCACGUGAACAAAGAGAGGAGAUCUUGAAAAUCAUUAAGGAUUCGGGAUUUGAUCUGACUAUGAUGAAAGAGCUGAUCCUAAGUAAAGAGGACACAGACAAAAUUUAUUUCACAAUCACAGGAAAAGACUUUUAUAAGGACGUGGUGGCAAUAUUUGCUGAGGGCCCAUCUUGGAUCAUGGUUCUGACCAAGUGGAAUGCUGUUUCAGAUUGGAGACAAAUUAUGGGUCCAGUAAAUCCAGAAGAAGCAAAGCUACUGUCCCCAGAUUCCCUCCGGGCUAAAUAUGGAAUCAAUAUUUUGAGGAAUGCUGUCCAUGGAUCAUCAAAUGAUUUAGAUGCAACAAUGUCCAUAGAUAAAAUAUUUGAAACAGAUAGUCCUGAGAUUGCAUAG
Molecule: messenger RNA, 1776 nt
Organism: Perognathus longimembris pacificus (Pacific pocket mouse)
Lineage: Eukaryota; Metazoa; Chordata; Mammalia; Rodentia; Heteromyidae
Gene: Nme8
Product: NME/NM23 family member 8
Exons: 15
Coding region: 1-1776 (591 amino acids)
Source: RefSeq, a predicted model, not a curated record